CCAUGGUGGGCCCUGGCGCGGUGCUGGGGGGCUCCAGGGGGCUGCUCUCGGCCCGCCUGGGCUGCCGGCUCCGGGAGGAGGACGUGGGCAGGAGGGAAACCUUCAGCGCCGAGUGGCUGGACCUGGAGCUCAGCUCCCGGCCCGAGGACGGGUGGUGCCGGCGGGAGGCGGCCACGCAGCGCCGGGAGACGCUGGAGCAGCGCGGGGCCGUGCGGCUGCUGGAGCAGCGCUCGCCCUGGGGGCUGCUGCGGGUGGGGGUCCUGGGCCAACCCCCCACCCAGCACCUCCUGCCCUACGCCCGCACCCUCCCCGUGCCCCUCUUCGCCCCCUCGGACCUCCGCGGUGCCAAGGGGGGCGUUCCCCGCACCCUCUCCCGCUCCCUCUCCCACGAAGCCCAGCGGGGCUGAGCGCGGCAGAGGGGCCGGGGGAG
Molecule: messenger RNA, 430 nt
Organism: Lonchura striata (white-rumped munia)
Lineage: Eukaryota; Metazoa; Chordata; Aves; Passeriformes; Estrildidae
Gene: TCAP
Product: titin-cap
Biological process (GO): sarcomerogenesis; cardiac myofibril assembly; cardiac muscle tissue morphogenesis
Cellular component (GO): Z disc
Molecular function (GO): protein-macromolecule adaptor activity; structural constituent of muscle; titin Z domain binding
Source: RefSeq, a predicted model, not a curated record